Eruca vesicaria subsp. sativa (arugula) is the source of this 2340-nucleotide messenger RNA. The record is from the annotation of a GenBank genome assembly. NCBI's taxonomy places the organism in Eukaryota, Viridiplantae, Streptophyta, Magnoliopsida, Brassicales, Brassicaceae.
AUGCGUCAUGGAAGAGGAGCAAACGCCGUCGUAUCAUCCAAAACCUCCCCAUUCCCACACCUCUCCACCAUCCUCAUCACCGCUUCCCUCUCCAAAACCCUAUCCCAAUCCGGCCCCCAAUCCCUAAACCCAAACACCCUCCCCUCAAUCUCCCCCCCAAUCGUCCUCCAAAUCCUCCGCCGAAACUCCUUACACCCCUCAAAGAAACUAACCUUCUUCAAAUGGUGCCGCCACAAUUACAAACACUCCACGUCAGCUUACUCCCACAUCCUCCGCACCCUCUGCCGAUCCAACCUCCUCUCCGAAAUCCCCGAUCUGUUGAACUCGAUGAGAGAAGACGCCGUUAGUCUCGACCAAACGACGUCGAAGAUUCUGUUAGAUUCUCUAAUUGCUUCCGGUAAGUAUGACUCAGCGUUGGGAGUUUUGGAUUACAUGGAGGAGUCAGGAGGAGGUUGCUUAAACCCUAGCGUCUACGAUUCCGUCGUCAUCGCUCUUGUUAAGAAGAAGGAGAUGGAUCUCGCGGUUUCGAUCUUCUUUAAGCUUCUAGAAGGUUCUUCGAAUAGUUAUGUGAAUAGUUAUGUUCCUGGAAACGUUGCUGUUAACGAACUCAUGGUUGGUUUAAGGAGAGGUGAGAUGAAGGAAGAGUUUAAAACGGUUUUCGAGAAGUUAAAAGGAGUGGAACGGUACCGUUUUGAUAAUUACGGUUAUAACAUAUGUAUCCAUGGGUUUGGGACUUGGGGUGAUUUGGAAACCGCGUUUAGUUUGUUUAGAGAGAUGGAAAAUGAUGCUGAUAUAUGCACUUAUAAUAGUUUGAUUCAUGUGUUGUGUUUAUCUGGGAGAGUGGGAGAUGCGUUGGCUGUGUGGGAGGAGCUUAAAGUCUCUGGUCACGAGCCUGAUGACGUGACGUAUCGUGUGUUGAUACAAGGGUGUUGUAAGUCUUGUAGGAUGGGUGAUGCGAUGAGGGUGUUUGGGGAGAUGGAGUAUGAUGGGUUUGUUGGUGAUACUGUUUUGUAUAACUCUGUUUUGGAUGGGUUGUUUAAGGCGAGGAGGGUUGGUGAAGGUUGUGAGUUGUUUGAGAAGAUGGUGAAGGAAGGGGUGAGAGCUUCUUGUUGGACGUAUAAUAUUUUGAUUGAUGGGUUGUUUAGGAACGGGAGGGGUGAAGCUGGGUUUACUCUGUUUUGUGAUUUGAAGAAGAAGAAGGGUCAGUUUGUGGAUGGGAUUACUUUUAGUAUUGUUGUGUUGCAGCUUUGUAGGGAAGGGAAGGUGGAUGCGGCGGUGAAGUUGGUGGAGGAGAUGGAAGAUAGAGGCUUUACGGUUGAUUUGGUUACGAUUAGUUCGCUUUUGAUUGGGUUUCAUAGACAAGGGAGGUGGGAUUGGAAAGAGAAGUUGAUGAAGCAUGUAAGGGAAGGGAACUUGGUUCCUAAUGUUCUGAGAUGGAACGCUGGAGUGGAGGCUUCGUUGAAACGUCCACAGAGUAAAGAUAAAGAUUACACACCAAUGUUUCCGAGUAAAGGAAGCUUCGUGGAUAUCAUGAGCAUGGUGAAUCCAAAAGAAGAGGAAGCAUCAUCACCUUUGGAAGAAGAUGAUCCUUGGUCUUCAUCUCCAUACAUGGACCAAUUAGCCCACAAGGUUAACCAACCUAAGCCAUUGUUUGCUCUAGCCAGAGGGCAAAGAGUUGAAGCUAAACCGGAUUCUUUCGAUGUAGACAUGAUGAACACUUUUCUAUCUAUCUACCUCUCCAAAGGUGAUCUCAGUUUAGCUUGUAAAUUGUUUGAGAUAUUCAACGACAUGGGCGUGACCGAUCUCACAAGCUACACAUACAACUCAAUGAUGAGCUCCUUCGUCAAAAAGGGUUACUACAAAACCGCCCGUGGAGUCCUCGACCAAAUGGGCGACAACUUCUGCGCAGCGGACAUCGCAACAUACAAUGUAAUAAUCCAAGGCUUGGGAAAAAUGGGAAGAGCAGACUUAGCAAGCGCGGUUCUCGACAGACUAACCGAGCAAGGAGGGUAUCUAGACAUCGUAAUGUACAACACGUUGAUCAACGCGCUAGGGAAAGCAAAUAGACUAGACGAAGCAACAAGACUGUUUGAUCACAUGAAGAGCAAUGGGAUAAACCCUGACGUGGUGAGUUACAACACGAUGAUCGAAGUGAAUAGUAAAGCAGGGAGGUUAAAAGAAGCAUACAAGUACUUGAAACUGAUGCUAGACGCAAACUGUUUGCCUAAUCACGUUACUGAUACAAUCCUGGAUUAUCUUGGAAAAGAGAUGGAGAAAGCAAGAUUCAAGAAAGCUUCUUUUGUUCGGACCAAACCAAAUAAUAAUGAUCCUUCAUCUUAG